Messenger RNA from Aaosphaeria arxii CBS 175.79, 594 nucleotides. RefSeq lists its product as uncharacterized. NCBI's taxonomy places the organism in Eukaryota, Fungi, Ascomycota, Dothideomycetes, Pleosporales. The coding region runs from base 1 to 594 and encodes 197 amino acids. Gene Ontology annotation, cellular component: cytoplasm; membrane. The record is from RefSeq and is a predicted model, not a curated record. The transcript has 2 exons.
AUGAGUUCGAGUCUCGUCUCCCAAACUGCGCAGGGUGCUGUGCUCAGCAUCAUUGCGAAUGUUUUGGCGCAAGUGAUCGCAUCGUACAAGUACAAUGUACCAUUCACCCUUGAUUUCGGGCCCAUCGCAAAGUUCGUCACGUUUAGCAUCAUCAGCAACCCACCAAACAUCAUCUGGCAACGCUUCCUCGAGGAUUCCUUCCCGACAACCGUCCGCGAAGCGCCCCCGAAAUCCUCAACCGUUGACGGCAAACCACCGCCAGAAUCACAGUACAAGACCCGCACUAGCGGGCGCAACAUCCUGAUCAAGUUUCUCCUCGAUCAGACGUUCGGGGCCAUCGUCCUCAACAAUCUCCUCUUCCUGGUCUUCAUGGGUUACGUCAAUGCGCCGGUAGGGGGAAAGCAAAAUCCGUGGGAUAUCAUCGCACGUGACGUUCAAGAGAAGCUGUGGCCCAUCACAUUGGACGGUUACAAGCUGUGGCCUGCGUUUUCGCUCAUCAGUUUCCUUUGGAUUCCUGUUGAGAAGAGGGUCGUCGCUGGAUGUUUGGUAGGUGUGGGGUGGAGUAUCUACUUGAGCUUGGUGGCGGGUGCUUAA